AUGGACGGCAAUUUCAAAGCCAAACAUCUUCACCCUACACACCCAGAAGAUGAGGUUUGGCUCACCAACGGGCAAUGUUUCAUGGUGGCAAGAGCCAGAUACCAAGCUCAUCUCGCCAACUCAAAGGACUUGGCACAAAGGUCUGAAUGCAAUAACCAUAGAGCAGUGAACCAGGCCAAUGCCUCUAGGCACAAAUUGGAGGCCACCGGAAUCGGGGGGUGCACCUGUGCCAGGCACAGGUGCUUUGUUCUGAAUUCAAUGGUGGAUUUUCAAAAGGGUGAAAGCCAGGCUUUUACGUUUUAUGAUGUCAACUGCCAGUACAACAAGCACCUCCAGCGGCGGGUGGGCGAGAGCCUGCAUCUCACCAUUCCUUCUGGAAUGGAGAUCAUUCCGGGAAUCAGGCUUUGGCACAUUCAUGGCCACCAAGACAAAUGCUUCAUCUGGUACGCAUCCAACUUCAUCCCAGGCACAGCCAGAAUAGACGCUUGGGGGAUGUCAAUGCCGUAUAGACAGGAAUGCCUGGAUUAUCAGAUGAACAACUGUAAUUUCAUGAAGAUGAUCUGA
Suillus subalutaceus is the source of this 564-nucleotide messenger RNA. RefSeq lists its product as uncharacterized. The transcript is spliced from 3 exons. Bases 1 to 564 code for a protein of 187 amino acids. NCBI's taxonomy places the organism in Eukaryota, Fungi, Basidiomycota, Agaricomycetes, Boletales, Suillaceae. The record is from RefSeq and is a predicted model, not a curated record.